Messenger RNA from Magnolia sinica, 2002 nucleotides. RefSeq names its product transcription factor FER-LIKE IRON DEFICIENCY-INDUCED TRANSCRIPTION FACTOR-like. Gene Ontology annotation, cellular component: nucleus. Gene Ontology annotation, molecular function: protein dimerization activity; DNA-binding transcription factor activity; sequence-specific DNA binding. The record is from RefSeq and is a predicted model, not a curated record. The transcript is spliced from 4 exons. Gene Ontology annotation, biological process: regulation of DNA-templated transcription. NCBI's taxonomy places the organism in Eukaryota, Viridiplantae, Streptophyta, Magnoliopsida, Magnoliales, Magnoliaceae. The coding region runs from base 72 to 1202 and encodes 376 amino acids.
AAAUAUAGCAAAGAGAGUGAGAGAGAGAGAGAGAGAGAGACCAUAACACAGAGAGGGAGAGAGAGAGAGAUAUGGAGAUGGAAAUGGAACUCGGAACGUUUCCUUUACCUGAGCUGGGGCAAACAUCCAUGAAUUUAUCUUCCUUGUUCGACUCCGCUGACAUUUAUACGCCUACCUUUGCUGAUCAAUUACCUGCAUUCCCAAUGAUCGAUGAUCACCAAUUCCAAUCCAACGACAUGUCCCAUUUCGGAAGCGACUCUUUCUCUACCAACAGCACUGAUUCAUUUCUCCUUGACUUCCAUGAUUUCCACCACCUGAUACCCUUCGACACAUGCAUUUCGUCUGGAGCAAUGCCCGCAAUAGCACCGUCAGAGAUAGAAAAAGAUGAGUGUGACCAAUUCCUCAAUGACGAUCUACUAGGCCUAGUUGCACCCAUCGAGAGUGAAGAGAGCUUCAUCGAUCAUAUCCUCGCAUCUGCAUCGACAUCGACAACAACGAAUUCUUCAGAGAUGGAUGUGAAUCCAGCGGCAUUGGAGACAGAUGCAACGACCAUGAGGAUGGUGCUGCCACAGAACCAGGAAUAUGAAGAGGAAGAGGAGUCUGAUGAGGAUCCGAAACCCAGCACGUUGAAUUGUAAGAACUUGUAUUCUGAGAGGAACCGGCGGAAGCGACUCAGCCAGCAAUUGCUUGCUCUUAGAUCCCUCGUCCCCAACAUCACCAAGAUGGAUAAAAGAUCCGUGUUGGUGGAUGCCCUGGCUUAUCUUAGAGGCAUUCAGGAAGAAACUGUACGGAUCGAAACUGAGCUUAAAGAAGGACCAUCGUUCUAUCACGACAAGAGUAGCAACAGCAAUGACAACAACACUCUCGGCAGCACCCUGCCACCCCAGAUCACGUUAACACCAAAGUCCAGGAAGACGAAGGCUCAGAUUCUCGAGAUUGACACAGAGAGAAUUGAGGAUCGGAGGUUUGUGGUGAAGAUCACUUGCAAGGGUGGGCCAGGUGUUGGAGGAGAAGUUCUACGUGUGAUCGAGUCGCUUGGUUUUGAGAUAACUUACAUUGCCCUUGAACAGAUCAAGCCCAUGCAUGUCCUCACCACGGUUUUCAUAAGGGCAAGGAAACAAGGAAGAAUGACAGAGGAAAAGCUGAAGGACUCUAUUACGAGCAUGGCAUUGAGAUCGGGUCUCAUGUUUCAAAACCCAUGAAAGAGAGCUAAUUAGUGAUGGCGUUUUAGUCAUCCUAAUCCUUAUUUAGGAACUUAAGAUACUUAGAACGAUUCUCCUGCACAUCUAGUUGUUUACAUGAGAAUUUUAUGCAAUUGGCAGUGUUUGGCAUCACCAUGGCAUGUGUAUAGCAUCCUACAUGCCUAACAAGGUUAUCUCGUUAUGAAAGUAAGGCAUUCUAAAAAUCAGGUCAAUCCAACCAUCAGGUGGGCAGCACUACAUAAAAUAAUUGACACCCACUUGCCAAUCUCCAGAUUGAGCCGGUGGCCCACCUGAUGAUUGCAUUAUCAUGAUUUUAGGGGCAUCCAAUGUUCAUGGUGAGGCAAUCUUGUUGGACGGUUGGAUGCAACACAAACACACCACAGUAGGCCAUAGGCAUGGCUAAUUGCAUAAUUUGUUCACCUGCAACUAGUUGUAUAUUAGACGUCCAUAGUAUGCCAAUAAUACCGUAUUAUAAUAAUGUGCACAAGAGAAAAUGGAAAAACUAAAGGAAAGAGAAGAGAAGCUUUUUGGUGGAGGCAGGUGAUACAUUGAAUGAUGAGAAGCAGAACAUUUUGAGCACUUUCUGUUUUUCUAUUGACUUCAUGUGCUAACCUAACCUAACACAUGAAUGUGGACUUUCUUUCUCGAGGAAUGUGGCGGAUUGUGUACCAUACACGUGUCACGUGUAUAUGAUGAUGGAAUUACAAUGCAUCCUGUUGGUUCGGGGAUUGAUGGGUCCCUGUACGAAUUUUGCUUCGAUUGUAACGUCUUAACUAUCUAAUAAAUGGGCCUUUACUCAA